AGCGGCGUUGAUUGGGUGCAAGAACAAGGGUUGCGCGUGCGCGGCGCUCCGCCUUCUGCCCAAAUUGAUCGCUUCCUUGAGUGAGCAGUAACAACAUGUCAGGGUGGGAAUCUUACUACAAAAAUCAGGGUGAUGAGGAAGAAGAAGAACAAGAAGAGGGCCUUGAAGCAGGUGGAGAUUAUUCAUAUUCAGGAAGAGAUAGUUUGAUUUUCUUGGUUGAUGCUUCCAGAGCCAUGUUUGAAUCUCAGGAUGAAGAUGAGUUGACUCCUUUUGACAUGAGCAUCCAGUGUAUUCGGAGCGUAUACACCAAUAAGAUCAUAAGCAGUGAUCGAGAUCUCUUGGCAGUGGUGUUCUAUGGUACCAAGAAGGACAAAAAUUCAGUGAAUUUCAAAAAUAUUUACGUCUUACAGGAAUUAGAUAAUCCAGGUGCUAAACGAGUGCAGGAGCUUGACAAGUUUAAGGGGCAGGAGGGGAAGAAAUAUUUCCAAGACCAAAUUGGCCAUGGAUCUGAUUACUCCUUAAGUGAAGUGCUAUGGGUCUGUGCCAACCUCUUCAGCGACGUCCAGUUCAAGAUGAGCCAUAAGAGGAUCAUGCUUUUCACCAAUGAAGAUGACCCCCACGGUGAUGACAGUGCCAAAGCCAGCCGGGCCAGGACCAAGGCUGGGGAUCUCCGGGACACAGGUAUCUUCCUUGACUUGAUGCACCUAAAGAAACGUGGAGGCUUCGACAUAUCCUUGUUUUACAGAGAUAUUAUCAGCGUAGCAGAGGAUGAGGACAUAGGGAUUCACUUUGAGGAGUCUAGCAAGCUUGAAAACCUGUUGAGGAAGGUUCGCGCCAAGGAGACCAGGAAGCGUGUGCUCUACAGGUUGAAGCUUAAACUCAACAAAGAUGUAGCACUCACUGUUGGCAUUUAUAAUAUGGUCCAGAAGGCUUACAGACCUUCUCCAGUGAGGCUUUAUCGUGAAACCAAUGAACCAGUGAAAACCAAGACCCGGACAUUUAAUGUAAAUACAGGCAGUUUGCUUUUGCCUAGUGACACCAAGAGGUCUCAGAUCUAUGGGUGUCGCCAGAUUGUAUUAGAGAAGGAGGAAACAGAAGAGCUCAAGCGGUUUGAUGACCCAGGUUUGAUUCUCAUUGGUUUCAAGCCCUUGAUGAUGCUAAAGAAGCACCAUUACCUGAGGCCCUCGCUGUUCGUGUACCCCGAGGAGUCCCUGAUAAAUGGGAGCUCAGCCCUGUUCAGUGUUCUGCUCACCAAGUGCCUGGAGAAGGAGGUCAUGGCCGUGUGCAGAUACACACCGCGCCAGAACAUCCCGCCUUGUUUUGUGGCCUUGGUGCCACAGGAAGAGGAGCUGGAUGACCAGAAAAUUCAGGUGGCUCCCCCAGGCUUCCAGCUCGUCUUCUUGCCCUAUGCUGAUGACAAACGGAAGGUGCCCUUUACCGAAAAAGUCAUGGCCAACCCAGAGCAGGUAGACAAGAUGAAGGCUAUUGUUCAGAAGCUCCGCUUCAAGUACAGAUGUGACAGCUUUGAGAACCCAGUCUUGCAGCAGCACUUCAGGAACAUGGAAGCCUUGGCGCUGGAUUUGAUGGAGCCUGAGCAAGCAGUGGACCUGACAUUGCCCAAGACUGAAGUAAUGGAUAAAAGACUGGGCUCCCUCGUGGAUGAGUUUAAGGAACUUGUCUACCCACCAGAUUAUAAUCCCGAGGGAAAAGUAACCAAGCGAAAACAAGAUGAUGAAAGUUCUGGAAGCAAAAGGCCCAAGGUGGAAUUGUCCGAAGAGGAGCUGAAGGCCCACGUCAGCAAGGGCACGCUGGGUAAGCUCACUGUGCCUGCACUGAAGGAAGCCUGCAGGAUGUACGGGCUGAAGGGCGGGCUGAAGAAGCAGGAGCUGCUGGAUGUCCUCACCAAGCACUUCCAGAAGGCUUGACCAGAGAGCAUACAGCCGGCCACCCUUCCACAGUGUAGCCAAGCUGCCCGGUUUUGUUUUUAUCAAGUCAAAACCUUUCUUCUCCUGAUCCAGGAAGAGUCUGUGUGACAGAAGUCAAGGACUUUGUUUACGAGACUUUCUGUUGCCAUGGAGACAGUGUUGCCCUCUCACUUUGCUGUGCCUUACUCUAUUGUCUGAAUAAAGAGCCUGACUUUGUACUAUA
Dama dama (fallow deer) is the source of this 2148-nucleotide messenger RNA. RefSeq names its product X-ray repair cross complementing 6 (gene XRCC6). Gene Ontology annotation, cellular component: nucleus; Ku70:Ku80 complex. Gene Ontology annotation, molecular function: double-stranded DNA binding; DNA helicase activity; telomeric repeat DNA binding. The transcript has 13 exons. The record is from RefSeq and is a predicted model, not a curated record. Gene Ontology annotation, biological process: cellular response to X-ray; double-strand break repair via nonhomologous end joining; telomere maintenance. Bases 96 to 1925 code for a protein of 609 amino acids. Lineage: Eukaryota; Metazoa; Chordata; Mammalia; Artiodactyla; Cervidae.